UCUCACGCCAGUUCGCCGUGCCGUGCCGGAGUCAUCGCGAAUCACAGCGCCUAACCCCCACACACCCUCCUUCGUCAAAGUGGUGUUGCAAUUUGCAUUCAAUCCCCAAGGUUGUAGCUUAACCCAUUUGCUGCUCUGAAGCUAGCUUUUCCUUUCUCGAAUUUUUGCCAAGGUUGUAGUUGUGAACAGAGGAAUUUGUAGAAUCAGUUUACUGUUGAUAAUUUGUAGAAUAAGAUCACUGACCCAAUUAAGAGACCAAUUUUCUGGCUUCUUGCUGAUGGAUGAGAUGAGAUGAGGCAGCCACUUUCAUUUUACUGUUGAUGAAACUACUGUUGAUCGUUUGCAUUUACAUGAAUCGAUUCUGAAUUUCAUUUGUUGUUUUCCAAGGUAUCUUCCCUUAUUACCCUUUAUAAGUGUCUGCCACCUAUUGUUGUUGUUCAAGAAUAAGAAGAAAGAGAACAAGGAGUAAAGGAUUUCUGGUGAGAAUUUGUUUGUGGUAUGUUUGUUAUAGACGGUGAGUCGGUGACAGGUGGUACUCAAUUUGUUUAACAACAAUGAUAGAGAUCUAGGUUUUCUUUUGGUUGGGUACAAAGACCUGGACUUGUUUUAUUUAUUUUUUUACAAACAGACCUGGCUGUUGAAAUAACUUGUAAAUUAUCCUUUCUUUUACACCAUAUAAUAUUACCUUUCUUCAUUCAUUUCUAGCUUGCUACAACUGAACCUAAUGGCUCCAAAGCCGAAACCGACACCGUCGCAGCUUCCAGCUCCACCUCCACUCGAAGAUCUCUUCACCACACUCAACAAGCACAUUCAAGCUUCUUCAUUCACCAAUGCCGUCAAACUCACAGAUCAGAUUCUCACAAUUGCACCUGGCGAUGAAGACGCUCUCCGAUGCAAGAUCGUCGCACUAAUCAAAGAUGAUCGAUUUGAUGAUGCUAUCUCUGCUAUUCAAUCUUCUCGGACUCCUCCUGAAGAUUUUCAUUUGCUUAAGGCAUACUGCUUAUACAAACAAAACAAUUUGGAUGAAGCUUUGGACUCUUUGCAAAAACAUGAGACAAAUGAUGAAACAAUGCUUUUGGAAUCUCAAAUAUUGUAUCGUCUUGGAAAAAUGGAUGCAUGCUUGAAUAUCUACCAGAAGCUUCAAAAGUCCAAGAUUGAUAUGUUGGAAAUAAAUUAUGUUGCUGCCUUAGUUAUGGCAGGGAGAUCAUCCGAAGUUCAAGGAUGGCUGGAUUCAUUUCGGGUUAAAGCAACAAGCAAUUUUGAAUUGGCAUACAAUACUGCUUGUUCUUUAAUUCAAAGGAAUAAGUACACAGAUGCUGAACAACUCUUGUUGUCUGGCCGAAGAAUUGGUCAAGAGAGCCUGAUGGAAGAUAACUGGCCUGAUGAAGAUAUAGAAAAUGAGUUGUCUCCUAUUGCUGUACAAUUGGGCUAUGUCCAACAGCUUCUUGGGCGUAAACAAGAUGCUAUUGAAGCUUACUUGGACAUGAUUAAACGAGAUAUGGCUGAUGAAUCAUCCAUUGCAGUGGCAGUCAAUAAUCUUGUUUCACUGAGAGGUCCAAAAGAUGUUUCUGAUAGCCUGAAGAAACUUGAUCGGCUAAAAGAGAAAGAGAUACAAAGCUUUCGCCUAGCUCAUGGAUUGGACUUGAAACUUUCAGCAAAAGAAAGGGAAGCAAUAUAUGCAAAUAGAGUUCUGUUGCUUCUUCAUGCUAACAGGAUUGACCAGGCUCGAGAACUUGUUUCUGCAUUGCCUGACAUGUUUCCUGAAAGUGUUGUUCCAGUAUUGCUGCAAGCUGCCCUCUUGGUUAGAGAGAAUAAAGCUGGAAGGGCUGAGGAAAUACUGGCACAGUCUGCUGGAAAGUUCCCUGAGAAGUCGCAGGUUCUUUAUUUAGCCAGGGCUCAGGUUGCUGCUGCGGCUGGUCACCCACAUAUUGCAGCAGAUUCUCUCACUAAGAUACCUGAUAUUCAACACAUGCCAGCUACUGUUGCCACCCUUGUCUCUUUAAAAGAGCGAGCCAAUGACGUUGAAGGUGCAGCUGUUGUGCUUGAUUCAGCCACCAAAUGGUGGUCUAAUGCUAUGACCGAGGACAAUAAGCUUAAUAUUAUAACGCAAGAGGCUGCCUCAUUCAAGCUAAGGCAUGGAAGGGAAGAGGAUGCCGCUAAACUUUACGAGGAGCUGGUUAAAAGUCAGGGAAGCAUAAAAGCACUAGUUGGGCUGAUAACAACAGUUGCGCGUCUUGAUGUUGUAAAGGCAGAGCUAUACGAAAAGCAACUAAAGACCUUACCUGGAUUGAAGGGAAUUGAUGUAGACAGCUUGGAGCGUACUUCUGGAGUUAAACGAGUUGAGGGUCCUCCACAUGUGGGUGUCGCUGAAACGAACGAGGAAGGAAAGAAUAAGACAAAAACUAAGAAAAAGAGAAAGAGAAAGCCAAGGUAUCCUAAAGGGUUUAACCCAACAAACCCAGGUCCUCCACCAGAUCCCGAAAGGUGGCUUCCCAAGAGAGAGAGAUCAACUUUUAGGCCAAAGAGGAAGGACAAAAGAGCUGCUCAAGUUAGAGGCUCACAGGGUGCUGUAGUUAGAGACAAGCACGACGUUGGUGCUUCGUCUAAUCAAUCAAAUCCAAAGUCAAACCAGGCAACUACCUCCAAAGGUGCAGUUUCUGAGCAAGCCAAGCCUUCAUCCAAGUCAAGAAAGAAGUCUAGGAAGUAGGAAGUAUCUAGGAUUUGUGAUUUCUGAUAAACAUUUUGGAUUACUGACAUUUUGUUAUUGCUGCUUUCAAUGACUAAACUGAUAGUUCGUAUACACUACGUAACAGUCAAUUUUGUUUCAAGCAAAUGAGUAUAUUUGUCUAUUGGAUGCAACUGUCACUGUGCGAGUUCGAUGCAUGAAGUGUGUGCAUAUUAUUGCUAGAUCCUCGAUCUAGCAACUCACUUCCCCUCACUAA
Trifolium pratense (red clover) is the source of this 2942-nucleotide messenger RNA. RefSeq names its product signal recognition particle subunit SRP72-like. Bases 725 to 2707 code for a protein of 660 amino acids. Gene Ontology annotation, biological process: SRP-dependent cotranslational protein targeting to membrane. NCBI's taxonomy places the organism in Eukaryota, Viridiplantae, Streptophyta, Magnoliopsida, Fabales, Fabaceae. The record is from RefSeq and is a predicted model, not a curated record. Gene Ontology annotation, molecular function: 7S RNA binding; protein binding; ribosome binding. Gene Ontology annotation, cellular component: signal recognition particle, endoplasmic reticulum targeting. The transcript has 7 exons.